AUGCUACCAAUUUUCUUCCAAAUAUCUACUAUCAACCAACUGGUGAUCUGGUGGAAAUACUUCGUCGAUGGAUCUUUAUUGUUGUUCUACAUGAAAGAAACACAACACAAGAAUAUCCAAAAGGAACGAGUACUACUUUGUGACCAUACAGAUAAUGUUAUGCCAAGACAUCGAGAGUUCCCUUUGGAAAUGGGACCAAGGGAGGAGGCGAAAGAUUUGAUCGCGAAAAGAGAUAGGCUCGAUGCAGAGAUCGAAGAGAACUUUGAAAUACUGAAGAAAAACGACUCCACAAUGGACUCACCACUCGUUGACAAAGAGGGCUUUCCUUUCAAUCACAUCGACGUUUAUAGCGUUCGACAAGCACGGCAUAAUAUUAUUUGCUUAAGGAAUGAUCGAAAAGCUCUCACGGCAAAAAUUGAACAAGCGAUCCAGAAAUCGCAUGCAGAAGUACGAGAAAAGAAAGAGUCUGGGACGGAUUACGAAAAUGGAGGAUCAGAUGAAUUGUUUCCCUCUAAUUCGACGAAGGAUCCUGCAAAGGUUGAGGAGCAGAAUAAUAAGAAGCCUAGACAACCUCAGUUAGUCCAUCGAACGUCGAAUAAGCCUUUCAUUAAGGUCACAACAGUAAUCCCGUACUCUCCUGCGGCUGAAGGCGGGCUCAGGGCUGAUGAUUUUAUCAUUCAAUACGGCGAAUUACAUGCGGAUAAUUUCAAGGAAAUGAAAGAAGUGUCAGCAACUACGGCGAACCAUGAAGGGCAGAAAUUGCGUGUUACUGUGUUACGGAACAAUCGGGCAGUGCGGUUGGAGAUCUACCCGCAACGAUGGGCUGGAAAUGGAAUCUUGGGCACAUUUGCACAAUUAUACCAAAUUGUCCUGCUCACUAACGAGUGUGCUGAAUUCGUAGAUCUCAUUAUGACUACUGAGUCCGCCUUACAAGCUUCGUGGAUACGCAAGUACGACCAUCUGAUUGGUGGAUUUGCCGGUGGAGUUGUCAGUACUGCUGUUUGCCAUCCUAUGGAUCUGCUCAAGAUCCGUUAUUCAGCUGACGAGGGAAGUAGUAUUCGACCUCGCUACAAAAGCUAUUUCCAUGCAACCAAAUGCAUCAUUCGAGCUGAGGGCGUUCGGGGAAUCUAUCAAGGCCUAACUCCUAAUAUGGUCGGUUCUGCAAUGUCAUGGGGUCUAUACUUGCAAUGGUAUCAUAAAAUCCAAGAGAUAUUACCUUUUCGAUCUCCAAAUGUGAAUAUAGACAAUUUUUUGUGCGGCUUCUUCUCCGGUGCUGCUGUAAUGUGCAUCACAAAUCCUAUAUGGGUAACAAAGACAAGGUUGUGUUUGCAGUAUGAAACAAGUGGGACGAAGAAAUACUCUGGAACGGUAGACUGUUUAACCAAAAUAUUCAAGGAGGAGGGUAUUCCAGGCCUGUAUAGGGGAUUUGUUCCGGGACUGAUUGGAACAACUCACGGAGCUCUUCAGUUUAUGAUUUAUAAUAGAAUGAAAGUGUGGAGAUGUCAUCAAUUGGACUUGGAGGAAAAUACACAUUUGGGAACCAGAGAUUAUCUGAUGUUUUCCGCUCUCUCAAAGUCAAUUGCUACCACCGUUACAUUUCCGUAUCAAGUGCUGAGAACCCGAAUGCAGGACCACAAUGUUCGAUCUGGUGGAGUUUGGCGAACAACCGUAGACACGUUGAGAAGGGAGGGUUUUCGCGGUCUGUAUAAAGGUUGUUUGAUGGCCAAUUUGCGGCAACUUCCAGCUGCUGUUGUGACUUUUGUAACGUAUGAGAAUGUAAGGAAGUACAUAAGCGUGAUGGAUCUCUAG
Molecule: messenger RNA, 1809 nt
Organism: Necator americanus (New World hookworm)
Lineage: Eukaryota; Metazoa; Nematoda; Chromadorea; Rhabditida; Ancylostomatidae
Exons: 15
Coding region: 1-1809 (602 amino acids)
Biological process (GO): folate import into mitochondrion; proteasome regulatory particle assembly; nucleotide transport
Cellular component (GO): cytoplasm; mitochondrion; nucleus
Molecular function (GO): folic acid transmembrane transporter activity; protein binding; FAD transmembrane transporter activity
Source: RefSeq, a predicted model, not a curated record